AUGUUUAUCUUCAAAUUCCUUCUCAUAGCACUUUUGGCUUGUGUUCUCGACGGAAAGAACAAAAAAGCAGAUUUGGGCAAGGAUCUCAGCAAACGUGCUUUUGGAGGUUUAAAAACAAUCGGAGAAUGUCCUGUGGAUUUGAACUCGGAUGUAGGAAGAUGUUUCCAAAGCUGUAUUAACAAUCAGUCGAGAAUCCCAAACGAAAAAAAGAAAGAGAAACAGGAUUCAGUAAAAACUGUCUCCGUUAGCCAGGAGCAAACAGAAGGCGCAAAAGGAAGAAAAAAACAAGAUUUAGAAACUGGCUCCAAUGGCGAUGAGGCAACAGAAGAGAAAGAAGAAAAAUGA
Messenger RNA from Cylicocyclus nassatus, 345 nucleotides. The record is from the annotation of a GenBank genome assembly. NCBI's taxonomy places the organism in Eukaryota, Metazoa, Nematoda, Chromadorea, Rhabditida, Strongylidae.